UGUUUUCUUUUUCUGUAUAUAUAUAUAUAUAUAUAUAUAUAUAUAUACAUAUAUCUUUAUAUACAUAUUUACAUAUUGAAUGUAUAGUGCAAAAGAAAAGAAGUUAACGUCAUUAAUCGAAGUUAGGAAUAAAACAGCACGCGAAUUAUCUGCAUCUGAUACUAAAUUAAAAAUGGUGAAACAAAAUUAUGACAAGUUAAAAAAGGAGACAGAAAGUAAAAUACACUCUAGAUUAUUAUUAUUUUACACAAGAAUAAUACUCUUUAUUAUUUAGGAUAUGAAGCUAUUAUACAUAAAGUAUGCGGUAAUAAAAAUUUACCAAAUGAGAUUACAGCCAUAGAAAAAAAAAUUGAAGAAUGGAGAAUGUAAGGAAUCUAUGCAAAAGAAUAUAUGUUUGAAAAUUAAACUCUUCUUUCCUUGUUUUCUUUUUUUUUUUUAAAAAAAAAAAGACGAAUCGCUAAUAUGGAUGGUGCACUUAUGAUUUAUAAGAAAUACUCGGAUAAUCAAAAAAGUGGUAACUGUUGUCCUUUGUGUACAAGAGAUUUUGUAGAUAAUACUGAAGUAGAAACAUUUAAUGCUCAGUUGGAACAAAUGCAAUCUUUUAUUCCAGCCAAACAAAAUGAACUAAAGAAUCAGUUAGCGAUUAUGGAGAAUAAGAAAAAGAAACUAAAGGAUGCUCAGGGUACUUGGAUCAAUUUGGAAACAGUAAGAAAAGAUUUAGCAACUGUCAAAGAAAGUGUAGAUACUUUUGAAGCUGAAAAAGAAGAAGCAACUAAUAAAGCUGAUAUUGCGUCUACUGAGCUUGUGGAAGUGGAUAAUUGCAAGAUUAAGGCUGAUAAACUUUUACUUAUUGCAGGGAACGUAAAUCGCAUUUAUAAUGAAGUUCAAACUUUAAAUCAAGAUAUAGAAAUAAUUGAGAAUGAAUUACAAUUUUCAGGCUCUACACGUACUAUGUUCGAUGUUCAAGGUGAAUUAGAAACUCUUGCAGAAAAAAGUAAAUUUGUCCGACGAGAAAUAAAACGCCUUCAUACAGAUAUUGAUAUUGCUUAUCGACAAAAGCAAUCUAUUGAACGUGCCUUAAAUGACUCAAAAGAAAAGUUACUUACAUUAGAACAUCAAAGAGAUUUUAAGGUGGGUCUUGAGCUUCAGUUAUCUGAAUUGAAAGAACAAAUGCAAGAACACAUAAAUGAAUGUGAAAAAAUUGAUAAAGAUAGCUCUCCUUUAGAAGAACAGGUUCAAAAAGCUACAAGAGAAUAUGAAGAAGCUGUUAAAAAGUGGCGGGAAGUAGAAGAAGAGGCAUCCACUAAAGAACGUGAUAUAACACGUUUUGAUGAACGUCUUGAUGAAUAUAAUUUAAAUUUAUCAAAGAGUGAAAGAGUAACAAAUAAUGAAAAAAUAGACGUACUAAAGAGAGAAAUGACAGAUAUGGAAAAGUUAAUAAAUGAAACCUCUGAACAAAUCAUGAAAAUUGAAGAUAAACUUUCAAUUAUUGAAAAGGACGAAGCUGAGAGACGUGGAAUUGAACGUGAUUUACAAGACCAAAUCAAAUACCGAGAAAUACAGGCAGAAUUAAAUCAGUGUGAAGAAAAGUUAAGUCGCAUGGAUGAGAAACUAGGAGACUAUGAUAUAAAUAAAAUAAAACAAGAUCUUAAUGAAGCUAAAAAUGAUGAAUCAGAGUUACUUGAUAAGCGUGGAAGUAUUCGAGGAGAGAUUGUACAAAUGCGAGAUCAGAUAAAAAGAUAUGAACACGAAUUAUCCACAGAUUAUUCUGAUGUUGAUGGUCGUUAUGGUAGAUUAUUCCUUGAUGUAAGAACAAACGAGAUUGCCAAUAAUGAUCUCGAGAAAUAUACCAAAAUUUUACAAACUGCAAUUAUGAAGUAUCAUUCUUUAAAAAUGCAAAACCUGAACAAAAUAAUAAAAGAUUUAUGGAUAGAUACAUACAAAGGAGGAGAUAUUGAUUAUAUUGAAAUUCGUGCUGACAAUGAAGGAACGACUGCAAAUAGAACGUUUAAUUAUAGAGUUGUAAUGAUUAAAAAUGGAUCUGAAUUAAAUAUGAGAGGUAGAUGUAGUGCUGGUCAAAAAGUUCUAGCAUCUAUUAUUAUUCGACUUGCUUUAGCCGAAACGUUUUGUGUAAAUUGUGGUAUCUUUACUCUAGAUGAGCCUACGACCAAUUUAGAUCGUGAUAAUAUUGAAAGUUUAGCAGAGAAUCUUGCAAGAAUCAUUAAAAAGCGAAGACAGCAAUCAAACCUUCAAUUUGUAAUCAUUACUCAUGAUGAAGAAUUUGUAGAAUAUUUAUCUCGAGAAAAUAUUCUUGAAAAAUAUUAUCGUGUUCAAAAGGAUCAGCAACAGCAUAGUAUCAUUACCAUACAAGGUGGAACUGAGUCCACUAUUUAGAAUAAUAGGUUAUGUUUACAUAAUAUAAAAACUUUGUGUUCACAGAACAGGAAAGAGGGGAAACUGAUUAUGUAAUAAAUCUGAUGUUUUUACCUUAUUUUUUUUUUAAAAAAAAAAAAAAAAAAAA
Molecule: messenger RNA, 2521 nt
Organism: Cokeromyces recurvatus
Lineage: Eukaryota; Fungi; Mucoromycota; Mucoromycetes; Mucorales; Mucoraceae
Exons: 11
Coding region: 463-2394 (643 amino acids)
Biological process (GO): telomere maintenance via telomerase; double-strand break repair; chromosome organization involved in meiotic cell cycle
Cellular component (GO): condensed nuclear chromosome; Mre11 complex
Molecular function (GO): G-quadruplex DNA binding; single-stranded telomeric DNA binding; double-stranded telomeric DNA binding
Source: RefSeq, a predicted model, not a curated record